Molecule: messenger RNA, 2048 nt
Organism: Mycena citricolor
Lineage: Eukaryota; Fungi; Basidiomycota; Agaricomycetes; Agaricales; Mycenaceae
Source: the annotation of a GenBank genome assembly
GUUCGACUCCCGUCCGGUGUAUCGUCAGCCGGGCUGGCACCUUCUGAGCACCACGACACCACCCCUCAGGCUGGUUUCUCUGUUUUACUCCACUCCCACGAAUUGCGUUCCUCUUUGCGAUCGACGGAGCACAUGGCCGCAGGACUCUCCCCUUGUCAUUCCAAACGAAAACAUCUUUGUUUGAUAUAUAGAUAGCUAUGUAGUACGGGGGGUAUAACGAAUCUCCAGAUCACAUGCACAGGUUACCCACACACAACUUUAUACAGCGUCCAAUCCAAUAUGCCUUCUUUUCUGCAGCACCGUCUUGAGCCGAUGCACCAGCCGCCUCCACCAGAUGUACGGCUGGUGCAGGCUCGAGAACGGGCGCCGCGCCCGCGAUGCCGAGGCGCCCCCGCUGCUCCCGCCGCUGGUGCUCGACAUGAUCAUCGUCAGGUCGUGCUCCUGCUGCUCGGAGGGCUGCGCGCCCGGCACAGGCUCGGCGUCGCACGAGUACACCGACAUCGAGACGCUGUCCGCCGUGGUCGUGCCGAGCGCGGUGACGGAGUCGCCCGGGGACAGCAGGUUGACCGCGAAGAAGGGGCUGGUGGUGGAGAGCGGCUCCAUGCCGAGCUCGCGCUCCGUCGGCGACUGCGAGACGAGCGACAUCCCGAGCAGGUCAGGCUGCGGCUGCGGCUCCUGCUCUUGUUCCUGCGGCUGGUGCUGGUGCUGCGAGGACACGUCCUCGACGGACUCGCGCGCCGAUUCAUACUGCGUCGUCAUCGGCGACACGGGCGGCAGCGACACCGUCGACGGCGACGCGAACAUCUUCUGCGUCGACGAGACCCACUCGGACAGCGACGCCGACGCGGACCCGCCCUCUGUGUCGUCGAUGCCCGCCAGGCAGAUCUUCGGCAGCGGCUGCAGCAGCUGCAGGCUCGCCGCACGCACGGGCACGGGCGAGACAUAGUUCCACUCCGUCAGCGGCGACUCGGACCGCGCGUCGCCGCCGCCGCUGCCGUCGAACAGGAACGACCCCGACGACGAGCGCACCGUCGAGAACAGCACCCCGUCCUCCCGCGCGCCCAGGUCGACGCCUCCGUGCCCGGCCCACUCGGACCGUCGCCCAGGGUCGAUCGGGGUCCCCCGUCCCAAUCGGGAACAGUUCGCCGUCAUGGGGAGCGUGAACGAGAGCCGGGGCGACGAGGACGAGUUGGUCCCCGGCGGAGCUCCCAUCGCCGUCGUCGAGCCAAAGCCCAGCCCGAGCCGGGGUGCAGAUGCCGGCCGCACGAUGCUCCCGAUCGGCGCUGGGCUGGAAAACGAGACGGAGCGCCGCGCGGCGGACGACGAGAUCGAGGAGACAGGGUGGAGCUGCGGGGAAGCGGGCUGGGGUGGGGACGGCGGCGGGGACACCAGACACGUCAAGUCGAGUUUGAAGUCGGAGAAUCCGUCGUUGCUGAACGCGGUGAUGUCCAGCGUGGCUGCGUCGUCGUCGUCCGAGGUGCAGUAGAGCGAUUCGUUCUGGCUCGGACGCGGGCUGUGGAGCACGUCGUCUUCGGCGCUGGUAUUCGUAGGCCUGUUGUCGCGCGUCCGUCAGUGGAGGUCCGGGAGCCGAGAAACACACAUGUCGCGACGUACAUUGCACCAAGUUUGACAAGCAAGUCUCGCGGCAAGUGCUGAUAGCAAAGCAGAGGUUGGGGAGGAGAGGGAAACGGUGCAAGGGAACAGACGAAAGAAAGAAAGAAGAAGUGGUGAGAGGAGUAAGUAAGCACAAGCGUAAGCAACCAGAAUCCGAAUCGCCGCCACGCCUCGGAAGUCGUGGAGUUCGAAUCUCUCAGCGCAUUUACGUGGACCUGCACCGAAAUCGAAUCGCCGUCAGCGCACGUCCUCCUCCACUCCAAUCAGGAUAUGUGCGCACCAAACGAGGGGCCCGUUGCUCUGGUCCUUACUCCCUCCGCGCGCCAGCCUGCACGCAUACACGCUACCCAGCGAGUUUGAGUGGUUGCAUCUCCAUCACAGCUCAGCCCCGCGUCGCAAAUUUGAAGCAAAGCGAGCGAAGCCACGCGCUUCCC